AUGUACCCAGAAAUACAGCUACUUUACAAAUUGCUGUCAGUUUUACAGUCAACCGCUGAUCAUAUCAAACACCAACCGAGAGCGCUACUGGUUCAAUUCCUAAUUAAUUUGACAUAUGUCUUUCAAACUCACACCCCAGACCAAAAAUUGCUCUUGUCAUUGACAUUCCCAUCGUCGUUAUUUCCUUUGAAAUUGGUCUCGAAAUUUUCAGUUUUCAUUCCUAACAUAAAGUAGGAGAUACCCAAAUGAUGAUCUGAUAUAUUUAGAUAUGGAUGCAUCUUGGCGAGACAGUCCGCAGAAGCUGAAUGAAUAUCAGACAGACCAAAACUUUUUUCGAAGAUGUAAGCCACCGCCACCGCCAGGAAAUGAAGACGAAUGGGAACUCCAAUUUUGCAGAUGGUGGGGAUGGAAUUGGGUGAAGAAAAGCGAAAGCAAAAUAAAUGAUCGAAUAAGAACUUCAAUGGAGAAAAAAUUAGAGAAAGAAGAGAAAGUGGAGAAAAAACCGUUCAAAAACUUGUGCAACUGUCUCUGCUUCAAAAAACGACCCAAAAAGGUAACUCCAAGUCUGCAAAAUCUCUAUUCCACCCCCUCGAACACCGUUAUUCUACGAGAGACUUACACCUGCGGAGUAUUGGAGAAGAGCGGAGAUUCCAUUUCUUGCUUGGAAGUGCAAAGGAAUUUUUCCAGAAAAGGCAAAAAGAGAUUUCAUAAAAGUGAUGCGAUUCAGACUAGGCGGAAAUUGGAAGAUAGCUCGACUUGCAGCUGCCAAGAAUGCCAAGAUGAGAGAAAAACUCCUACUGAAUCUUCUGAGUCUUCCAGACAAUCAAAUUGUUCGAAUUGCUGCCCAAUCUGCCCAGAUGAAAACAAAAAAUAUAAUUGUAGCGAUAAUCUCAUCCCUCCUAUACACUUCCGGGACUUCCAGUUCGAAAAACCUCUUUGGGAGGGGAACGACAAACCAUUUCCGAAAAAAAUAGAUGCUCAGCUGCAAACUUCCGAAAAAGACGUCGAAAAUGACAUGUCGCAAACUUACAGAACAUUUUCUUGUAACGCAGAAGCUAGAACGCGAAAAAAAAAACAUUACCACCUUUACUGUUGCCACCAUUGCUGCUGCUGUUGUUGCUCCAACAGCAGCAACAAAGAGAUCGCCCAAACGAUAAAGCAGAAGGAAAACGUUAUCGAUGAGGUAUACCCAGACGUAUCGGAAAAAUUGGCUGAUUCUACAAAAAAGAUUUUGCCAUGUAACGACUGUGUCGAUAGGAAGCUUCCCUCAAUGACUAAAAAAAUCCCAAAAGAAUCGCGCGAGGUUGAAAAUACGUGGCUUUUGAACAACAGUAACAAUUAUUUAAAAGAUCUCAAGCCCUGGAAUAGAUUUUUGAGUGGAGACAAGGCCAUUUCAAAGCUUGGGUUUCCUUCGAAGUACCCUUGGAUCCAAAACACCAAAUCCAAUAUUCUUGACAAAUAUUAUACCAAACACCUAAAGGAAGACUUUUUAAGUCCUGUGUCAGGAAAAACAUUCGAUUUGCGACCUUCUCGGAUUGAUAGUUUUGAUAGAAUCACCACAUCUUCUCUACCAGAUCCGAUUGAAGUCGAGGAUGACAUUAAAUAUAUAAAUCAUCUAGAGGAACGGGUCAAGGUUGAUCUGGAAUCACGUAUUAUGCUAGACGCCGUUUGCGACGCUAUUUUGAAUGAUAAAAGAGUACGGGAAGAACCCAGUUUAUUGGUAGAUGAUUUUGAUUACACGGAUGAACACGAAAAGACAGCCUACUUGCCUGAAUGUUCAUUUCUUCCAAGGAGAGAUGACAUUUUAUUCGGAGCGCCUGUAGGAGUUGGAAAGGAAUUUACUGAGCAUUCAGUAGGAGGGGUUGGCGUUAAAAAUAAUUUGGGUCAUUCUCAGAAUAUGCAUCAGAUGCCUGAACACGUCAUUUUGAAAGAAAUCAGAGAUUUAUUGAAGAAACUUUAUGCGAGCAAAGAUGUGGCCAGUUGCGAAAGAGAAAGGAAAG
Leptinotarsa decemlineata (Colorado potato beetle) is the source of this 2000-nucleotide messenger RNA. RefSeq lists its product as uncharacterized. NCBI's taxonomy places the organism in Eukaryota, Metazoa, Arthropoda, Insecta, Coleoptera, Chrysomelidae. The record is from RefSeq and is a predicted model, not a curated record.